UUGCACUAGAAUUCAAUUCCUGGUUCUCGCAUUCAAUUCCUGGGCUCUUGAAUCCGUUGAUCCACUUUCUCGUGUUGGCCCACAGCAUGAAGUCACGCUGCUUGGCUGACAUCACCAGUCGUGCACGUGACGGUGCCAGCGAUGCGACAAAAUUUGUGCCUGAGAUAAUCCCAACAGAAGACACUACCUGAUCCUCUGGGAGCAAUUGCGACGUCAUGGCCGGUGGCUUUUUACCCUACCACGAGCCGGGAAUUGUGGAGAUUCUGGUCAUUGUGUCCUUUUUCUUCUUCCUCUCGCUGGCGGAAUGGGUGUCAGCUAAGGUCAUUCGAGCGGGUAUUAUUGGCCAGAUCGCGGUAGGUAUUAUAUAUGGCGUUCCGUUGGCGAAUAUCCUGCAGGAAAAGUGGCAGGAGACUUUCCUGGCGUUGGGAUAUGUGGGGUUGAUCUUGAUUAUUUUUGAAGGCGGUCUUGGUGCGCGACUCGAUCUGCUGAAGAAGAAUUUCGUGCUGAGCAUGUUGGGCGCUGCGACGGGCGUAUGCUUCCCUAUUGGAUUGUCAUAUCUCCUGCUAUACCUGGGAUAUGGAUAUGGAGCCGUUGAGACGUUCAUUAUCGGCGCUGCUCUGUCGGCCACAUCCCUCGGAACAACAUUCGCCGUGAUCUCCUCCGCCUCCAAAACUGUCGAUCUAUCACAAACACGCGUCGGAUCCAUCCUCGUCAGCGCGGCCGUCAUCGACGACGUCGUCGGCCUCGUCCUCUCCAGCAUCAUCGGCGACCUCAGCGACCUCUCCUCCCCCAACCCUCCCAACCUCGGCUGGCUCAUCGGCCGCCCCAUCGUCGCCUCCUUCGGCAUGGCCGUCGUCACCCCCCUCGUCACCAAAUACCUCUUCGCCCCCCUCUUCCGCAAACACAUCGAAUACCACUUCGCGCAAUUCGACCACAUCUCCAACAUCAUCCUCAUGACCCUCGUUCUGUCCGCCUUCAUAGCCAUCGCCGCAUACACCGGCACGUCUAUUCUCUUCGGCGCCUUCCUCGCCGGUACCUUCCUCACCUACAUCCCGAGCAAACGGCCCGAGGGGCCAUUUGUCGUGAUGAGUCGCGAGGAGGGGGAGAGGGAAGCGGAUAAGAGUCCGACGUUUGUGCAUACCUUCGAGGCUUAUCUGCUCGGCGUGCAGGAGUAUCUCAUGGCGCCGUUGUUUUUCGCAAGUGUCGGGUUUGCGAUUCCGUUUGUGGAGUUGUGGACGGGGAAGAGGAUCUGGAGGGGGGUUUGUUUUACGUUGCUGAUGGUUUUUGCGAAGUUCGUCGUGGGCAUCUGGAUCCCACUAUGGAAAUCCCUAACCCACCUCUUCUCUCGCUCUCGGAAAAAAGACCCGAAAGCAACCAAAGAAACUCAAUCUCGUCGCCCUGAACAAAGCACCCCGUCUAAGUCAGCAGCAACAACUUAUCUCUCCGCCGCCCUGCUGGGCUCAGCGAUGGUUGCGCGCGGCGAAAUUGGCCUUCUGAUAAUCGAGAUCGGGUACAACGAGACGGCGUAUGUGUCGCAAGAGGGCUUUAUCACGGGGGUGUGGGCGAUUCUGCUAAACACGAUUAUCGGGCCCGUGGCGGUGGGACUGCUGGUGAAGUUCUACGGGAAAAGGAUUGGGGAGGGGGAGUGGGGGCUGCAGGAACAGGGGGAUGUAAGUCAGGCCGAGAGGACAAGGGGCAUGGGGGAUGUAUGACAGGUGGAUCAAAAGGAAUAUCCUAGUAGAGUCAGAUACAUGUGAAUGUGAUACAUGAAC
This is a messenger RNA of Aspergillus steynii IBT 23096, 1772 nucleotides long. RefSeq names its product cation:proton antiporter. Gene Ontology annotation, cellular component: membrane. The transcript is spliced from 7 exons. Gene Ontology annotation, biological process: proton transmembrane transport. Bases 216 to 1712 code for a protein of 498 amino acids. NCBI's taxonomy places the organism in Eukaryota, Fungi, Ascomycota, Eurotiomycetes, Eurotiales, Aspergillaceae. The record is from RefSeq and is a predicted model, not a curated record. Gene Ontology annotation, molecular function: antiporter activity.